Messenger RNA from Paramecium primaurelia, 3791 nucleotides. The record is from the annotation of a GenBank genome assembly. Lineage: Eukaryota; Ciliophora; Oligohymenophorea; Peniculida; Parameciidae.
AUGCAAAUUACUUAAACCCAAUUAUUGGAAUGGGUUAAGGAUGGAGAUAUAAAUACACUAAAAAAACAUUUUGAAGAAGAAUUAAAGUUUGCACAUAAAAAAUUAUUGGAAUUUUUUAGCAUGGUUGAUGAUUAGAGUAGAAGUGUUGUACAUUGGGCAGCUUAUUUGGGAUAAUAUAAAUUGAUUAAAUGGUGGUGUAAAGUAUAUAAUCAAAUGAUUGAUUUGAAUAAGGGAGAUAUGCAUUCAUAUACUCCAUUAGAACUAGCUAGCAUCAAAGGGUAUUUUGAUCAGAUUUAUUUUAUUUAGAUAUUCUGGAGAAUACAAUCCAGAAAAAUAAGAGAAGACUAUAAGAUUGUUAGUUGAAAAUGGGGCAUCAAUACCUUGUAAAUGUAGUUAUAAACCCAAUCCAUUACAUUGGGCUUUUUAUUAUGGUAAUAAAGAACUUGUGGAUUAUUUGAUCUCAUAAAAUUUCAACUUGUAAUUGGAAGUAGAGUAGUAAGGAAAUUUUCCUAUUGAUUAUUUGUUUUUAGAGAAUAGAAAUGAAUAAUAUAAGUAAUUUAAAAUAUAGUAUGAAAUAGGAAAGACGUUUGGGAUAUCUUCUAAAAUGUUGUAAUAUAAUAUGCUAAAGUGACUGCUUAAUAAGAAUUGAAGAGGAAAGUUAAAAAAAGAAAAUAAAGGAAGGCAACAACAAUCACAUCUUAAAUUCCAUUGAUGCAAGCUUUAUAACAGGAUGAUGAGGAAUCAUCACCAGAAUCAGAACCAUCUAAAUAUGGAAUACCAUGUUUAAAUAUCUCAAAUAUCAAUAGAAGUUAUGCUUCAAAUUCCUUUAUCUCAAAAAAUACAAAUGUAAAAAGUACUUAAAAAACACCUCAUAGUUAAUAAGUUUUAAAAUAUUAACAAAAGAAUGGAUGUUAAAGAAUUUAAUAAAAGAUUUUAGAUGAAAAUGCUGACAUUCCAUUAUAUGAUGACUCUCGUAUAGAAAUGAAGGAACCAGAAGAAGAAAAGAUACCUGAAAUCAAAGUAUUUAAUUCUAGGAAUACAAAUAAUAGUAAAAUAAUUACAGAAACAAAUUAAGAUGAACUACUUUAAAUACAAUAAUAUAAUUCUAAUAAUAAUAAUUUACCUACUUUAGUAGAACCUAAUCUUAAGGUAUCUUUAUCAAAACGAGAAAACCAUAAAGGUCAUAGAGCUAAAACUACAUUAAUAUUUAAUAAUGAUGAUUUAGAAAAGGGAUCUAAAGAAAAAUUUAUUAUUUCCAAUAGUAAAGCUGAACUAACUACUCAUUAAAAAUAUGAAUGUAGACUUUAAUAUUGGUCUGCCAGAUAAGGUAAUUAAGAUUUCUUCAUAUAUUUUCUCAAAAGAAAAUGCAAUCCAUUUCUCAAUGUUUAUUAAGGAUUUAACUGUUUACAUAUUGCAGCUUAUAAAGGGAAACUGAAAAUAUUAAAAGUAAUUCUAGAAAAUGAUUAUGAAUAUUAUGAUAAUUCAGAACUGUUGAAUAAAAAUACUAAAAAACCUAUCAAUACUGUUUUAUUUAAUAAAGUAAUGAAUUUGAUUUAUUAGCCUAAAGAAAGAAUGUAUUAACAUUCUCACAGAUUAAAAUCCAUCUAAUGCACUUCAUUUAGCUAUUGAAUAAGAAAAAUAUCGUUGUAUGAAAAUAUUAAUAUCACAUGGGAUAUCAGUAGAUGCAGUUAAUAGUAGAUGCUUGAAACCAUUUGAAUUAACUUAUAAUUCUAAAUUUAUGGAAUUCUAUGAAGAAAAUAUUUAAGUAAAAUAAGAGAUCAAAAGUUUAACAGAAUUAGGAUAUUAAUAUGUAAUUUAGACUAAAGGAACAUUAAGUGUAGAAUAAGAUAUUGUUUAUUUAUAAUUAUAAAAUAUUAGAUAAACAUUUAUAGAUAGAGGUUGGAGUUUUGAAUUUUUGAUUUUUCAUUCUCCAAAUCUAGAUUAAUUAGAAUUAUACAAUGAAAAUUAGCAAAAUAAAAAAGUUAAACCUUUAUAUCAUUAUUAUGUCUUGAAAAUACCUCCAGAUUCUAUUUAUAGAUUAGCUGAUCUCUAUUAAAUAUCAUGUUAUAAUUUUUAAACAAAAGUAAAAAUUAAUAAUAUUAAUAUUUAGUAUAUUUGUUAAUUCAAUUAUUAGAAGAGUAGAUUUUUUGAAUUUCCUAAAGAUUUAUAAGUAUAAAUGUUGAUUUUGAAAACUUUGAAUGAUGAAUUUGAUGUUGAGAAAUUCGUUUUAGAAUAAUUAAUUAUAUCUCAUUUUCCUUUAGAAGAUAAAAAAAAAUGUUAAAAAAUUACUUAAUUUUGGGAUUAGCAAUAAAACAAUUGUAUUCGUGAUUCUUUAAGAUAUGAAACUCAAUAAAUAGCUUUAAGACCAUUGCAUGCGAUCUCAUCUUACUUUGGUCCAGUAGUUGCUUGGUAUAUAGCUUUGAAUGUUCAAAUCAUAGGUUGGUUGAUGAUCCCAUCACUUUUUGGAGCAGCUUUAGGAAUUUAUAUAAUUAUAAUUCAAUAAGUAAAGUAAUAAAUAAAAAUAUAUAAGUUCAUCAAUUGUCCCAUUCUAUGCAUUGUUAAUGACUCUCUGGUCGACUUUAUUUAUGGAGAAGUGGAAGAAUAGAGAAUCAGAAUUAAAAUUUUGUUGGGAUAUGCAUAAAUUUAAACAGACUCAACCAUAAAGAGUUAUGUAUACUGGAUAAUACAUUAUAAAUGAAGCUACUCAUACAAUUCAAAUAUAUGAUUAUUUUACAACGUUUAAAAGAAGAUUAAUAGCAGAAGGUCCAGUUAUUUUAAUAGGAAUUGCUAUAAUUGUAUUAAGUUUUUAUGCUUUUAAUCUUUGGUUGUAAUUAUACUCAAAUGAUCCAUUUAUGUCAAUAGUUAUUAAUUCAUUAAAUGGAGUUUCUAUGACUCUUUUUUGUGAUUUAUAUAAAAGACUAUGUAAAUCAUUAGUAACUUGGGAAAAUCAUAUGUAUGAAUCAGAAUAAGAAUAUUCAUAUAUUUUAAAGGUGUUUCUAUUUGAAUUUCUUAUCUCUUAUGUUUCAGUUGUUUAUGUAGCUAUUUUUGAAAGUGAUGCUAGUUCAUUGAGUGUAUCAGUUGCUAGCAUUAUCAUAACAAGAGGAGUUAUUUCAAAUGUAAAAAGUAAUUUAUUACCUUAUGCAAUAUUUCAAUUUGAAAAGCGUUCUCUUACUAGAUUAUUUUCUGAAUUCAAAUAAUUUUUUGCAAAUAAAAUACAAGAAAAAAAGAAUAUACCUAAAAUCUGUAAUUAAAUGUUUUCAUCUGAGAGACUAUCUCAUGAUUAAUAAUUACUUUUUUUAUAAGAACUAGAGAUAAGUAGAAUCAAAGGUCCAUAAAAAAUAUUAUAUGAUGAAUAUACAAGUAUUGCUAUAUAAUUUGGAUAUACAACAAUGUUUGCUCCAACUUUCCCGGCAGCUCCUUUAUUUUUUAUGAUCAAUUGCUAUAUAAAUUUAAGAUCAUCAAUAUACAAUUACUAACAUAUUUUAAAAAGAGAAAGAGCUUAGGCUGCUGAUUCUAUUGGUAUUUGGUUGUAAAUUUUUCAAAUCUUAAAUUAUUGCGCAACUUUUAUGAAUUGUAUUGUUAUUGGAACUGUUAAUAAAGAUUAAUUCAGAGGGAUUAUAGGAAAUUAGGAUGCCCUUGUUAGUGCCUUUUUUUUGGCUGCCAUAGAACACAUAUUACUAUUAAUUAAAUACAUUUUAGAUGUCUCAAUUCCUGAUUGUCCUUAUUGGGUUGAAAAGGAAUUGCGACGUUAUGCAUAUCUAGAAGAAAAAUAUUAGAAAAUUAGUAUAUGA